Columba livia (rock pigeon) is the source of this 354-nucleotide messenger RNA. Its product is annotated as feather keratin 1-like. The record is from RefSeq and is a predicted model, not a curated record. Bases 1 to 354 code for a protein of 117 amino acids. The transcript has 2 exons. Gene Ontology annotation, molecular function: structural constituent of cytoskeleton. Gene Ontology annotation, cellular component: intermediate filament. NCBI's taxonomy places the organism in Eukaryota, Metazoa, Chordata, Aves, Columbiformes, Columbidae.
AUGGGCAAGGGAAGGGAACCAAAGGUGAACUACCAGCCAGAAGACAUGUCCUGCUACAACCCCUGCCUGCCCUGCCAGUCCUCUGGCCCAACCCCGCUGGCCAACAGCUGCAAUGAGCCCUGUGUCCAGCAGUGCCAGGACUCCAGAGUCUUCAUCCAGCCGUCCCCUGUGGUGGUGACCCUGCCCGGCCCCAUCCUCAGCUCCUUCCCGCAGAACACCGCCGUGGGAUCCUCCACCUCCGCUGCCGUUGGCAGCAUCCUCAGCUCUCAGGGAGUGCCCAUCAACUCCGGGGGCUUUGGUCUCUCUGGCUUGGGCAGCGGCAUCUGCGGCACAAGGAGGCGUUUCCCCUGCUAA